CUCCGAUCGAACACUACCAAAAUUUUGAGCUCCGUGUUGAUGGUUCUUCAGAAUUAAUUUGGAAGGUUUGCUGAUUUAUUGGUCUUGUAUGAAGAACUGCUGAUGUUUUUCCUUUCUUAAUUCUUUUCGUCUGUGAACUCUUCAAGCUAACAACUCCAUUCUAAGCUUGGAAUCUCAAACUAGAAACAUCUUUGAGGUUGGUGAUGUAAGAUUCUAGCCUUGGGUAUAAUUUGUUUAAGGUGGAAAAAAUCAGCCUCUCUUGGGGGCAUUGAACAGAUCCAAUUUUAGUAUCUGUUUGUAAUUGAUCACGAGAAUAGUCUGAAAAAUCUGGCGCUGGAAAACUACUUGGAUUCGAGCCAGCAAUCGGCUCUACCCCGGAUGGGGCCUUCUCGGGCCGGUGUCGGGAUGGUACAUUCAUCAUCGAGUUCCGGCAUCUUUUUCCAAGGAGAUAUGCAGUCUCAGGCUCUAGGUAAUUCACAUUUGGGCUCUUUUGGGAACUCUGCAAAUUCAAUUCCUGGAAACAUGCGUCCGAACAUGGUACCUAUCUCUGGGGACAUAAGCAAUACUGUCAUGAGUUCGGGACCUAGUAUUGGGGCAAGUUCAUUGGUUACUGAUGCUAACUCGGGGCUUUCAGGAGGUGGUCCUCGUCUUCAAAGAAGUGCAAGUGCCAACAAUGAAUCUUAUAUGCGAUUGCCUGCAUCACCCUUAUCGUUCUCCUCCAAUAAUAUAAGCAUUUCAGGCUCUUCUGUUAUAGAUGGGCCAUCGGCAUUGCAGCAGAGCUCCAAUCAAGAUCCACACUUGCAACAAGUGCAGCAGCAGCCGGGUCCUCGUCAAGGAGCUUCUACCGCCACAUCGUUGCCACCCCCACGAAUUGGCCAAGUUUCACUGCCAAAUGGCUCAAGAGUUCCUGGAUCGUUCAUUCAAGAUAAUGAUAAUAUAUCCCACUUGCAAAAGAAACCUCGGUUAGAUAUCAAGCAGGAAGACAUGAUGCAACAACAGGUUUUGCAACAGAUUUUGCAAAGACAAGAUUCAAUGCAGUUACAAAGCCCAAAUCCCCAGUUACAAACUUUGAUUCAGCAACAGAGACUACGCCAACAGCAACAACAGCAACAGCAGUUGCUGCACUCUCUGCCGCCUGUUCAACGAGCACAUUUGCUUCAGCAGCAGCAGCAGUUGCAGUUGAGGCAACAAUUACAACAGCAGAGCUUGCAACCUGCGGCUGCUGUUAAACGACCCUACGAUGGGGGUGUAUGCUCACGAAGACUGAUGCAAUACUUGUAUCAUCAGCGCCAACGGCCACCUGACAACGGUAUUUCCUACUGGAGGAAGUUUGUGGCCGAGUACUAUUCUCCACGUGCAAAGAAAAGGUGGUGCUUGUCCUUGUAUGAUAAUGUAGGGCAUCACUCAUUGGGUGUAUUUCCGCAAGCAGCUAUGGAUGCAUGGCAGUGUGAUAUUUGUGGGUCAAAAUCUGGAAGGGGCUUCGAGGCAACUUUUGAGGUACUGCCAAGACUUAGUGAAAUCAAAUUCGGUAGCGGUGUUAUCGACGAGCUUUUGUUUCUGGACUUGCCCCGGGAAUAUAGAUUUCCUUCUGGAAUAAUGGUUUUGGAGUACGGGCAAGCUGUCCAAGAAAGUAUAUACGAGCAACUUCGUGUAGUUCGUGAGGGUCAGCUCAAAGUUAUUUUCACCCCCGACUUAAAGAUAUUGACAUGGGAAUUCUGUGCACGACGGCAUGAGGAGCUUCUUCCCCGUAGAUUGGUUGCACCUCAGGUAAAUCAGUUGUUACAAGUUGCACAAAAAUGCCAAUCAACAAUUGCUGAAAGUGGUUCUGAUGGGAUCUCCCAGCAAGAUUUGCAGACGAAUAGCAAUAUGGUUGUGACGGCCGGGCGGCAGCUUGCAAGGAGCUUAGAGUUGCAAUCAUUGAAUGACUUGGGUUUUUCUAAAAGAUACGUUAGGUGCUUACAGAUAUCUGAAGUUGUCAAUAGCAUGAAAGACUUGAUGGAUUUCUGUCGAGAUACUAAAGCUGGACCUAUCGAAGGAUUGAAAAAUUUUCCACGGCAAACAAGCGCAGCCAAAUCACAAAUGCUAAAGAUGCAGGAAAUGGAACAGCUAUCUAGCAUUCAGGGCCUCCCGGCAGACCGAAACGCGCUCAGUAAGUUGGUGUCAAUGCACCCCGGGCUCAAUGGUCCAUUGAGCAACAAUAGUCAUCAUAUGGGUAGCCAAGGAGCCGGGAUAAGUGGUUCAGCCCAGGCUGCACUUGCACACUCCAACUACCAGAACAUGCUAAUGAGACAAAACUCGAUGAAUUCAAACUCCCAACAGGAAGCUUCGUCUUCUUUCAAUAACUCGAGCCAAAAUGGAUACCUGGUUCAAAGUUCAGCGAAUAUGCUCCAGCAGAGGCCUAUGUUUCAGGUUCAACAAAACCAUCAGCAGUCGCCAUCGAACAGCAGCAGUCAGGCCUUGCAACAGCAUAUGAUUCAGCAACUGCUUCAAGAUAUGAAUAAUGGUGGCGGCAGCGGUGGUGGUGGAGGGGCAAAACCGUCUGUUUCUGGGCAGAGUGGUGCUAGCGGGAGCAUGGGCAGGGAGGGGUUGAGAUAUGGGAUUUCGUCAUCAGGGACUUCACCGCGGCCGCCAGCGGUGCCGACCAGAAGCAACAGUUUCAAAGGGGCUACACGCAGCGACUCUUCUGCAGGUGGUGGCGGCAACGUGAAUCAGAAGGCAAGCGACGUGGCACAUUUGUGUGAUGAUAUUGUUCAGGAUAUAGGUAGCGAGUUUACGGGGAACGGGUUUUUUGACAAUGAUGAAUUGGAGGAGGGAAUGGGAAUGGGAAUGGGGAUGGGGAUGGGUUAUGGUUGGAAGGGAUGAACUUCAAAUCUGUGUACAGUUGUAUUGAUCAUGAUAUACCUUUUUCAUCUUGUUUUGUUUUCAGUUGUGGAAAUCCUCAAUUAAAUACUAAUUUUCAAUUAUCCAUCA
Molecule: messenger RNA, 2970 nt
Organism: Cynara cardunculus var. scolymus (artichoke)
Lineage: Eukaryota; Viridiplantae; Streptophyta; Magnoliopsida; Asterales; Asteraceae
Product: probable transcriptional regulator SLK2
Exons: 10
Coding region: 379-2862 (827 amino acids)
Biological process (GO): positive regulation of transcription by RNA polymerase II; negative regulation of transcription by RNA polymerase II
Cellular component (GO): nucleus; transcription regulator complex
Source: RefSeq, a predicted model, not a curated record